AUGACCCUUUCCUGCCUCUUUUAUGCCUUUGCAUGCAUUUCUAUCGCAUUUCUGACCUGCUUCACUAUCAUCUUCUCCUUUGGCAUUGUGGAGAGGAAUACUGAUGUGAAAGGGAGAGCAAUUGUAAUUCUCGUGUCCAACAGCUCCAUUGGGAGGAUGUUUGCGAGGAAUCUGGAUAAAGCAGGUUUCAGGGUGUCUGCUGCACACUGGCCUCCUCGAGAGGAAGGGACAGCUACCAAAGAAGAGUGCUCUUCAAGCACGGAAGUAGCCCAGCUCCACAUGACUGAAGACGAGUAUCAGAAGACAGUGAAAACCUUCAUAGAAAGCCACUUAUCCCUGAAAGGCAUGUAUGGGCCGAUGAAGAAGCCAUCGAUCCUGAUAUGGGAAGAAGAAGAACCAGACUCAUGCAGAGAGAAACCCGAGAGAAAAACACUUGAGAGAAAAAACUCGUAUAAAUGGAAGACGGUUUUCAAGGCUCCAGGUUUCUGGGGGCUUGUCAACAAUGCAGGAAUAUCAACAUUUGGUGAGACAGGGUGGCUGUCUAUGGAGAAAUAUGAAAAAUUUGCAGAUGUGAAUCUCCUUGGGAGCAUCAGGACAACCCUGGCAUUUCUUCCUCUUCUAAGGAAAUACAAGGGACGUAUUGUUUUCAUGUCCAGCAUUAUUGCCUAUUUUGCUCUGGGAAAUGGCAUUUAUUCUAUGACCAAGGCAGCUAUCGAAAAAUUUUGUGAUGCUCUAAGACUGGAAAUGAAGAAGUUUGGUGUCCGGGUCUGUAUUAUUCAGCCAGGAAAUUAUGCACGCUCUACAAAAAUUCAGCCACCAGUCAGUGCCGAAGAGAUUUGGAAUGAACUCAGUGAAGAGGAAAAGGCAGUUUACAAUAAGGAGUAUGUUCAAGAGCGGGCAAACUUUUUCAACAGCAUUCUCAGCGAAGGAAGCACUAACGGCAGUGAAGUUGUAGAUGCUAUGGUAGAUGCUUUAACGUCUCCUGCACCCAAGGCACGUUACAUGGUAGCAAAGCUGAAGGAAAAAGUACUGGUAUUUGUCUGUGCUUUAUUCCCGACUGUUGUGAUGGAUUCCGUUUUGUCUUACGCUCUGAGUAAAGUAAAACUUGCAUAG
Molecule: messenger RNA, 1113 nt
Organism: Charadrius vociferus (killdeer)
Lineage: Eukaryota; Metazoa; Chordata; Aves; Charadriiformes; Charadriidae
Product: D-beta-hydroxybutyrate dehydrogenase, mitochondrial-like
Exons: 5
Coding region: 1-1113 (370 amino acids)
Source: RefSeq, a predicted model, not a curated record